Plasmodium berghei ANKA is the source of this 1704-nucleotide messenger RNA. RefSeq names its product conserved protein, unknown function. The transcript has a single exon. Lineage: Eukaryota; Apicomplexa; Aconoidasida; Haemosporida; Plasmodiidae. The coding region runs from base 1 to 1704 and encodes 567 amino acids. The record is from RefSeq and is a predicted model, not a curated record.
AUGAAAAUAUGCUAUUUUAUUUUUUUUAUAAUUAUGUUGGGUAAUAUAAACUCAGUCAAUUUAAGAAACUAUCGUUAUUAUUCCACCAAAGAGGCAUCUUUUCGACCCCAAACCCAAAUUAAGAAAAAUGAGAAAAAAAAUAAAUCCACAGAAAUAAGGAAACUCGAUUCUGUCAAUUUGAAAAUCAUCGAAACAGGGAAUGCAAUAAAAAAGAACAAAUGUAAAAAAAGAGAAAAAAAAAAAAAAUUUUUUUUAACACAAAAAAUAUUAAAAAAAAAAAAAAAUAUUAAAAUGAUUUUAGCACCAAAAGGAUCAAUUCAUGAAAAAAAAACAAAAUAUAUUUUAGAAGAUCCUAUAAAAACAUACCCUUGGGAAAUUAGUAUUCCUUUUCAUGAAACAAUAACAAAAGAAAUAAGUCCUUAUUAUAAUUUUUUAAAAGGUGAAUGGGCAUAUUUAGAUCACAGAAGAGAUGUACGAAAACCUUGUGGAAAAAUAGAAGGGGGAUUAGAAAAUUAUGAUGGAAAAGGAUUAAAAUUAAAAAAAGGUAAAGAUAGACAAAGAUAUAAAAAAAUACCAUAUUAUUUAGAUCAUGGUAUAAGUUGGAGAAAUUAUAAUUUUGACGAACUUAUACAAUUCGAUUUUGAAACAGAUGGAAAUCAAGAUCAAACAUUUUUAGAAACAGAAGAAGAUUUAGAAUAUAGACAAUGGGGAAAUUGGAAUUAUGUUAAUGCAAAAGAAACAACACAAUUAAAUUCAAUAUGGAGAGAUCCUGUUUUAUCUAAAGACCUUUCAAAUCUUAUUUAUCCAUGGAAUCAUAAAAUUAUAGAAAACCACGUAAUUCCUCAUGGAUAUUCAACACCAACUUGUUCAAUACCUGAAUAUAAAAUCGAAUGGGAAUUGGCAGCACGUGGUUUUUUUGGUGGAUAUUUUGAAGAUGCUAAUUGGAAUAGAAUCAAAUUUUACAAAAUUAUGAAAAGACUUAUUAUUGAAUGGCAUGAAAUAAGUAAACAUAGUGAUAAAACUAAAGAUCAGAUACGUAGAAUAGAUGAAAUUAAAACUGAAUUAUUUGGAAUUUCAUGUAAAAAAAAAUACUCAUCAAAACAAAUUAAAUUAAUUAAUGAUCACGCAUAUUUAAGAGCUAAAGAAAUAUUACUCGAUCAUAUAAUUAAUCCAAAUAAUGAUUCAGAUUAUAUUUCAUAUUUUUUGGAUAGACAUGAACCUAUUGAUUAUAUUGGAGGGGGUGAUUAUAACUGUAAUCAAAAUGAAAUACAAAAUAAAACUGUAGUACUCAAUAUGUGUGUAUAUCCAGUUAAACAACAACAUGAAUCAUAUUCUAAUAAUAUGUCAAUAUCUGAAAUGGCAGAAAUGUAUCAUUAUUUUAUGACUGAAAUAAGAAGUGAAGGCCGAUCACAUCAAUUAUGUGAAGAUCCUAAUGAUAAUAAAUACCAAUCUUAUGAAUUACAAAAUGAGAGGAAAAAAUUCCCUGCUCUUGUUGCAUUAUAUAAACCUUUAUGGUCGAAUAAAAAAUAUGGCGAAGAAUUUGGGGAUGCAUUAACUCCUAAUCAAAAAUUGUCUUCUCUUAAUUUUUCAAAAUUUAAUGUUAAACUUUCUUUGAAAAAAAAAAAUUAUAAUUUAGAAAAUCAGACCCAAGAUAAAUUAAACUAUGUUGAUGAUUAUAAGCACAUUGACGAAACAUAUGUGUAG